UAAUGACAGGGGUGACACACCGCAGGAGCAAUUGGCAAAGGCCACCGCUUCUGUGAUGGGAACCUGGCCGGACCUGAUACAACAUUUCGGCCAGCCCCUCAUGUUCCCCUGGUUCAUUCUAAAGCAGGCCUUGGUGCUGCACAGCCUCCCUGUCAAACACCCAGUGGGCCAAGUAAGAAGUCUUUGGGUGGAGCUGGAGAGACUAGAGCCUACAGAGGCACAGUGGGAAGAACCACUUAAAGAGCUCAACCACACCCCAGAGCUGGUGGAAGGGCCUGCUCCUGGGCUAGAGCCUGGUCCUGGUGUGAGAGUGGUGGAGCAAUGUGGACCACCAGCUCUGAUCCGAAUGCCAACAACAGAGCCAGCUCCAUCCCCAACAACUGACUACCCCAGGGCUGUGACCCCUAAGGAGGAGAAGCUUCCCAUCCUCACCUUCCCUCCAAGACUGGUGGCCGAGCAACUAACAUCAAUGGAUGCAGAAUUGUUCAAGAAGGUUCUGCCCCACCAGUGCCUGGGCUCUGUCUGGUCACAGAGGACCGAGCCUCGCAAGGGGCACCUGGUAUCCACUGUCCGUGCCACUGUCAAUCAAUUCAACCACGUGGCUACCUGUGUGAUCACCACCUGCCUUGGGGACCCAAGCUUGAUGGCCCAGGACAGGGCCAAAGUGGUGGAACAUUGGAUAAAGGUAGCCAAGGAGUGCAGAAGCCUAAGGAAUUUUUCCUCCCUGCACGCCAUCCUGGCCGCUCUACAGAGCGUUUCCAUCGUUCGUCUGCAGGAGACGUGGGGGAAAGUUUGCAGGAGGCGCGCAGUUACAGUUAAAAAACUCUUCAAGGAAGACAGCUCGUUGAGCAGGAAACAGUUCAUCAAGCAGCCCUCCAGGUUUGCCACUAUGAUGCUCCACCUCCGAGGAUCCAGGAAGGGGCUGCACAAGAAGUGUGUUCCCUUCCUGGGAGAAUACCUGACACUUCUGCGGAGGAUGGACGCGAGGAGAAAAGAUGAUAUGGAGGUGGACAAAAUUCUGCAGGAGAUAGUGGUGCUUCAGGAGGCUGCCCAAAAAUAUGAAAUCCAACCUCAGCAGGAAUUCCGGGCCUGGUUCUGGGCCCUGGAGCGGCUCAGUGAGAAUGAUAGUUACAUCCGGUCCUGCCAGCUGGAGCCAUAGACCUAGGUGGCCAGGGGAAAACUGAUCGAAGAAAUUCAUUGGAUUUCUGCAGAUGUGGAAAUUAUUCUGAACGUUAUAGCAGUUUCAUACACUAAAUGGGAACUAUAUUUUAAAAUUUACCCUUUCAA
Eptesicus fuscus (big brown bat) is the source of this 1287-nucleotide messenger RNA. Its product is annotated as ral guanine nucleotide dissociation stimulator-like. The transcript has 10 exons. Gene Ontology annotation, biological process: positive regulation of GTPase activity; Ras protein signal transduction. Lineage: Eukaryota; Metazoa; Chordata; Mammalia; Chiroptera; Vespertilionidae. The coding region runs from base 56 to 1159 and encodes 367 amino acids. The record is from RefSeq and is a predicted model, not a curated record. Gene Ontology annotation, cellular component: plasma membrane. Gene Ontology annotation, molecular function: guanyl-nucleotide exchange factor activity.